GGUCGCCAGCGGCAGGUUCCACGCCAGUCAUGGCCGCUCCGGCAGACGCUGUGGUGGGCCGAGGCGCUGUGGAGGCGUGCGCUCUGGAGGAGAUUCUGGAAGCUUUAAAGCUGCUGCUGAGCCCGGGAGGAUCAGGCUCAAGUUCACUGCAGAUCACAAAACACGAUGUCUUGUUGGCUGCUUUCAAAUCUAAUCUAUCUACCUUGGACAACAAGUUUCUGAUGGGCAGUCAGUGGACAAAACUGAAGCUUCUAAGAGAUGAGGUGGCCAGUAAGGCAGAGUGGACACAAACUUCUGAGGACAUCACUUGGAGUUUUACUGCUCAGACCUUGUUGUUGCUGCUGUGCUUGAAGGAAACCAUGAUCCGCCUUGCAGCUGAUUUCAACCCUGGUAAACCCAAUCCUCGGACUGCAGAAGCUGCCCCUGCCCUGAGCCCCGAUACACUUAGCAUCUCCCAGCAGAAGAUCGUCCAGUCUGCUUUGCAAUUUGUGGUCACCUUGGGUGUCUGCCCCUAUCUCAUCCCUGGUGUUGGGAUGCCUUUGAGAUGUAGGACUGAGUUUGGUGCAGUGGUUCAAGAUGUGGUGUGUCCCGAUGCUUCCCCCCACACAGCCCGGAGACUGUACACCAGCUGCAGGGUCCUCCUAGACAUUGCUCAGCAUGCAUCCCUGGGGAGCUUGGUUUUCUGCCGCCACUUUGGGGACAUAGCUGCAGGUCUGUGCCAGCUGGGAUUCUGCCCAACCAAAAGAAAAUCACCAACCCCUGAGGAAGAGGUUUUAACAGAAGAGGAAAGAGCCUUGUCUCGGAGGGCCUUGAGAGACAUGUUGGAUCAAGUGUAUCAACCAUUAGUGGUCCGGGAAUUACUUGUCCUCCAGGGAGGCCCUCUUCAGCAGCCCUGCACAGAUGUGAAGAUGCAGCUCAGGUGUCGGGCCCCAGCCUGGCUUCGGCGUCUGUGUGGGCAGCUGCUCUCUGAAAGGUUAAUGAGACCCAAUGGUGUGCAAGCAGUAGUCCGGGGCAUCUUGGAAGGAGCAGGUGCAGGGGCAGCUGGCGGGAGCGAUGCUGAGGUGACAGCUGCUGACUGGAAGAAAUGUGACUUGAUUGCAAAGAUUUUGUCCUCCUGUCCUCAGCAGUCUCUUUCCCCAGAGAGUUACUACAGGCUCAUCUGCCCCCAGAUUCUGGAUUUGUUUCAUUUUCGAGAUAAACUGACAGAGCGGCAGUUUCAGAGAGUUGCUACCACCACAUUCAUAACUCUGUCAAGAGAACGCCCAGAACUGGCAGCAAAGUAUUUGCUUCCGCCAGUGUUAGCUGCUUUGCACCGAUGCAUGGAUUCAGCAGAGAUUCCAGAGAGUGACAUGGUGCCAGGGACCAUUUUGGUGACAGAAGAAGAACUUAAUAGGUGUAUUGAGGAUGUGUUUAAGGUUAGUAAUUUAAAUGUCUAAUAUUUUAAGCUAAAAUUUGUACUUGGUCUUUGAAACUUGUUUAUUUUUGUUUAUCAGUGUUUAGGUUAAACCCCAGGGCCCCAUGCUAGGUCACUGUGCCAAGACAUCUUAUUAUGGAUCCUGGGGAAGUUGGAAAGGAUGAAGGCAAUCACUAGCCUGAAAGGAUUUGCAGGAUUGGACAAAACUGUGCCCUCUCUCCAUCCUCAGUGCCAGUUUAGAGCUGCCACCCGAGGUGGCAUUAUGAUUACCAUCAAAGAAGCCACCAAUCAUGAGGAUGAAGAUGAAGCCCUGUAUCAGAAGGUGUCUUCGGAGCAGAGUCAGGUGGAGCAUCUUGGGGAUUUGCUGUCCCAUUGCCAGGAAUGUGGUUUGGCAGGGGACUUCUUCAUCUUCUGUUUGAAGGUUGUGGACUUUGUUGCAGCAACACUUCAGAGGGCAUGCAUAAACCUGGCCCGUGAAGCAGAGAGCACUGUGCAAUCACAGACCCUAAGCAUGGCCAUGGGACUGGUGGCUGUCAUGCUAGGAGGAGCUGUUCAGUUGAAGUCAAGUGAUUUUGCAGUCCUGAAGCAGUUGCUCCCUCUGUUGGAGAAGGUUUCCAACACAUACCCUGACCCUGUCAUCCAGGAACUCGCUACUGAUCUCCGUAUCACCAUUUCUACCCAUGGAGCCUUUGCCACUGAGUCUGUCAGUGUGGCCGCCCAAAGUACCCUGAAAAGAAAAGAUCCAGAAGGGAAAAUAGAAAAGCAGCAACAAACCAGUCAUGACAGACACACAGGGGUAGCUCAGAGCCACCUGGAACAACAGCAAAACCGUGAGAAAUCCUUGCAAAUGGGCCAGGAGUAUAACAUUCCUUUCAUUCCUAAAGACGACAGCGAGCCCAGCACUAUCACAAAUAAGAAAUCAGGAAGUAUCACCACAGAACAGCUCCAAGAGGUUCUUUUGUCUGCUUAUGACCCUCAGAUCCCAACUCGAGCUGCUGCCCUACGAACACUUUCCCAAUGGAUAGAGCAAAGAGAAGCAAAAGCCCUUGAGAGGCAAGAGAGGCUUCUCCAGAUAUUCUUGGAGAACUUGGAACAUGAGGACACUUUUGUGUAUCUAUCUGCAAUUCAGGGGGUUGCCCUGCUUUCAGAUGUAUACCCUGAAAAAAUCCUGGUUGACCUGUUGGCCCGAUAUGAUAGCGGCAAAGACAAACACACACCAGAGACUAGGAUGAAAGUUGGAGAAGUCCUCAUGCGUAUUGUCAGGACAUUAGGGGACAUGGUCUCAAAGUACCGAGAACCUUUGAUCCAUACCUUCUUGAGGGGUGCAAGAGACCCAGAUAGUACACACAGGGCCAGCAGCUUAGCCAACCUGGGAGAACUAUGCCAACACCUGGACUUCUUGCUUGGCCCUGUGGUUCAUGAGGUGACAGCUUGCCUGAUUGCUGUGGCUAAAACAGACCAUGAUGUUCAAGUGCGCAGAGCUGCCAUCCAUGUGAUUGUUGUGCUGCUUCGGGGCCUCAGCCAGAAAGCUACUGAGUGCCUGUGGGGGAGCAGGAAAGCAGCCGCCUUCCUCGGGUUGCUAUUUAAAGACAUUCUAAAAGAUGCCGCCACUGCCUCUCCUACCUCUGCAGCAGCGGCUGCUCCUGUCCCUGCCACCAGCCAGCUGCACCGUCUGUGCCCUGCUAAGCCUCCAGUGGAGCCUAGCAGGAGCUCGCCUGCUAGCAGCAUACACUUUAGUUUGCAGAGUCAUUCACCAUCCAGAGCUUGUCAUAUGCUCACAGCCAUCAUGUACAACAAGGAAUUGUCCUCCUUUGAUGGCAUUUGGCUCUUGGUGUCCUGUGUCCUGGCAAAGACCCUGCCCAGCAACUUAGAAGACCCUCUAGGACAUGCUAUGGGCAUUUGGUGGCUUGCUGGAACUUGUUCCUAA
Molecule: messenger RNA, 3341 nt
Organism: Dipodomys ordii (Ord's kangaroo rat)
Lineage: Eukaryota; Metazoa; Chordata; Mammalia; Rodentia; Heteromyidae
Gene: Tango6
Product: transport and golgi organization 6 homolog (Drosophila)
Exons: 17
Biological process (GO): protein secretion
Source: RefSeq, a predicted model, not a curated record